Messenger RNA from Brienomyrus brachyistius, 3682 nucleotides. RefSeq names its product glutamate receptor ionotropic, kainate 1-like. Gene Ontology annotation, cellular component: kainate selective glutamate receptor complex; presynaptic membrane; postsynaptic membrane. Gene Ontology annotation, biological process: synaptic transmission, glutamatergic; monoatomic ion transport; modulation of chemical synaptic transmission. Gene Ontology annotation, molecular function: transmitter-gated monoatomic ion channel activity involved in regulation of postsynaptic membrane potential; kainate selective glutamate receptor activity. The coding region runs from base 953 to 3682 and encodes 909 amino acids. NCBI's taxonomy places the organism in Eukaryota, Metazoa, Chordata, Actinopteri, Osteoglossiformes, Mormyridae. The transcript has 17 exons. The record is from RefSeq and is a predicted model, not a curated record.
CCCACACUGGACAGCACUGCAUGGACAGCACUGCAUGUAUAGCACUGGAUUUUUCAACAAGUGUCCAUUCAGCCAAACGCAAAACCUCAGCGUCUGACCUGGCUCCGGUAACCCUGUCUUUUGCAUUUUCUAUAAAAGCGUAAAAGUGCUUUUUCCGUUGGGACAUUGUGAUAUUCUACUAAUAUUAUACAAGUCAGUUUUAGCGGCUUUAAAUCGUGUUCAGGUUUAUUAAGGGAUAAGAAAUACAGUCGCGUAAACUGAAUAACGUAUAUAUUAUCUUCUCUGGACAUAAAUUAAUCAAUGGACAUACAUUAAAGUGAUUUUAUUUAUUUGAAGCUUUCUUUGUCUUACUGAAGGUGAAGUAUUUGGGAAUUGAACCGAAUCAAAAAUAAUUUACAGUGAACAGCUAGUUACACGGAAACAUGUAUUUUGUGAAUAGGCCAGCUGCUUUUAUUUCCCAUUCAGCCGGAGAAGAUGAAACUGUGAGCGCCGCUUAAUCUCAGGCAGCGGCGCCGCUUACAGAUCCGCGCUUCCGUCAGGAUUCCGGCAAAGGUUCGAUCGUUUCUCGGCGAAACAAAGCGGAAAAGUUAUUGGUGGCAGAUGCGGCCAGAUUUUUAAGAUCAUCUUUGGAAUGAAACAGCCCCGUUCUUUAAAUGAGAACCGCUCUUAACGGAGCGCACAAACCCAGUGCCAGGGGUCCGAUACCAACCGCCGAUCUACGGUGAAAUGAAAGGAUACCGGUAUUACCGGGACGGACCCGCAGCACGGAUGGGCUAAAACUGAUGAGAGAGCCGGACUCGUCCGGACCUUGACGACAGAAGGACCAUCUAAUGCGACAGGUUCGGCUCGGAUGCGAAUGUCUCUGCGCUCACGGAAAGGAGUGCUGAGAGAUUAACAGAAGGGAUUAAGAGAAACCAAUGUCAGCGUUAAACCUCUUUCCCCGACGUGGACCAUGGAGAAAAGAAUGGGCUUUUUACUUCCGCUGCUUUACUUUAUGGCAGAGUUUUAUGUGAGUUCGCAGCAAGUCCUUAGAAUCGGGGGAAUUUUUGAGACCCUGGAGAAUGAGCCAAUAAGUGUGGAAGAACUAGCCUUCAAAUUUGCCGUCACGAACAUAAACCGAAACCGAACUCUGAUGCCAAACAGUACCCUGACAUACGACAUCCAAAGGAUAAACCUGUUUGACAGUUUUGAAGCUUCCAGGAGGGCCUGUGACCAGCUCGCCUUGGGUGUCGCAGCAAUAUUUGGCCCCUCCUACAGCUCCUCAGUCAGUGCGGUCCAAUCUAUUUGCAAUGCCCUUGAGGUGCCCCACAUCCAGACCCGGUGGAAACAUCCCUCUGUAGACAACCAGGACACCUUCUACAUCAACCUGUACCCCGAGUACACCUCCAUCAGCCGCGCCAUCCUGGACAUCGUGCAGUUCUACAAGUGGAAGACCGUCACUGUGGUAUACGAGGACAGCACAGGAUUAAUACGUCUUCAGGAGCUGAUCAAAGCCCCAUCCAGAUACAACAUUAAAGUCAAAAUCCGGCAGCUGCCAGCGGGGAACAGGGAUGCACGACCUCUGCUGAAAGAGAUGAAGAAAGGGAAAGAGCUUUAUGUCAUCUUUGACUGCACACACCAGACCGCUGCCAACAUCCUGAAGCAGAUCCUGUCCAUGGGAAUGAUGACGGAAUACUAUCACUUCUUCUUCACCACACUUGACCUGUUUGCCCUGGACCUCCAGCCUUAUCAGUACAGCGGUGUCAACAUGACCGGCUUCCGCCUCAUCAACAUGGACAGCCCCCGCGUGGCUUCCGUGGUAGAGAAGUGGUCCAUGGAGAGGCUGCAGGCUCCUCCCAAACCCGAAAGCGGACUCCUGGACGGCAUGAUGACGACCAAGGCAGCCCUGAUGUAUGAUGCAGUGAGCAUGGUUGCUGUAGCUGCCCAGCGAUCCACACAGAUGACCGUUAGCUCACUGCAGUGCCACAGACACAAGCCCUGGCGCUUUGGACCACGGUUCAUGAACAUGUUCAAAGAGGCUCAGUUGGACGGACUGACCGGACGUAUAAUUAUAAACAAAACCGACGGCUUAAGAAAGGAGUUCAAUCUGGAUGUUAUCAGUCUGAAGGAGGAUGGUGUGGUAAAGACGCUGUCUGAUGGUACUAGACGCCCGAGCGGAGUGUGGAGAAAGAUUGGAGUAUGGAAUUCCAUCAGCGGCCUUAACUUAACCGACAGUGACAAGGACAAACCUACAAACAUCACAGAUUCUAUGGCAAACAGGACCCUGGUUGUCACUACUAUUCUGGAAAAUCCAUACGUCAUGUAUAAAAAGUCGGACAAGCCUCUGUAUGGCAAUGAUCGCUUUGAGGGCUACUGUCUGGAUCUACUGAAGGAGCUCUCCAACAUCCUUGGCUUCUCCUACGAGGUGAAGCUGGUUUCGGACGGGAAGUACGGAGCUCAGAACGACAAGGGGGAGUGGAACGGCAUGGUCAGGGAACUCAUAGACCACGUGGCUGACCUGGCAGUGGCCCCCCUGACCAUCACCUAUGUGAGGGAGAAAGUCAUCGACUUUUCGAAACCCUUCAUGACUCUUGGCAUCAGCAUCUUGUACCACAAGCCCAACGGCACAAACCCGGGGGUCUUCUCAUUCUUGAACCCACUGUCGCCUGACAUUUGGAUGUACGUCUUGCUGGCCUGCCUGGGUGUCAGUUGCGUUCUGUUCGUCAUCGCCAGGUUUACACCUUAUGAAUGGUACAACCCGCACCCCUGUAAUCCAGAUUCGGAUGUGGUGGAGAACAGCUUCACUUUAUUGAACAGUUUCUGGUUUGGAAUUGGAGCACUCAUGCAACAAGGCUCUGAGGUGAUGCCCAAGGCUCUGUCAACGAGAAUCAUCGGAGGGAUCUGGUGGUUCUUCACCCUCAUCAUAAUCUCAUCUUACACUGCCAACCUGGCUGCCUUCCUGACGGUCGAAAGGAUGGAUGCGCCCAUUGACUCGGCAGACGACUUGGCAAAGCAAACAAAAAUCGAGUAUGGAGCAGUAAGAGAUGGAUCUACCAUGACAUUCUUUAAGAAAUCCAAAAUAUCCACGUAUGAGAAGAUGUGGGCGUUCAUGAGUAGCAGGAAGAACACCGCACUGGUCAAAAACAAUGGCGAGGGGAUACAGAGAGUCCUCACCACAGACUACGCUCUCCUCAUGGAGUCCACCAGCAUUGAGUACAUUAGUCAGAGAAACUGCAACCUCACGCAGAUCGGGGGCCUGAUAGAUUCAAAAGGCUAUGGAGUGGGCACUCCCAUUGGUUCCCCUUACAGAGACAAGGUGACCAUCGCCAUCCUCCAGCUCCAAGAAGAAGGGAAGCUGCACAUGAUGAAGGAAAAGUGGUGGAGGGGUAACGGCUGCCCGGAGGAAGACAGCAAGGAGGCCAGCGCCCUGGGCGUGCAGAACAUCGGGGGCAUCUUCAUUGUGCUGGCCGCCGGCCUGCUGCUCUCUGUGUUUGUGGCCAUCGGGGAGUUUAUCUAUAAAUCGAGAAAACAGUCACGCAUGAGCCAGUGUUCCUCCUUCAACACUCUCAUGGAGGACCUGGGAAUUUCCUUCAAAUGUCUCAAGACUGUCAAGAAGAACCCAAGGACCAAGGGGCGGUCGGGGCUGGUCAGCUUUUUGCCAUGCCACCCCAAACGCAUCCUGAGGAAAGAAACUAUGGCGUAG